CAAAAACAUUAAGCAUUAUCAUCAAAAUCAUAAUAAUUUUAAUAUAAUACCUACAUUAAUAUACUAUAUACAAUUAACAAUAGGCGAUAAUUAUUUUUUAUACGUGUUCGUGUUCCUGAUAAUUGUUACUUUUAUUAGUUGUUAUGGAAAUUUUGAUUUUAUACAAGUACUAAAUUGAAACAAUUUGGCAAGGAACAACUUCGUUUUUGUAGUGAAAGAAAACAAUUAAAAUCAAAGUAAAAUGGUUUACAUAUCCCAAAGUGGACAUUUACAAGAAACUGUUCCCAUGAAGAAAAAAAUUGUUGACACAUUUUGGGGUGUUAUUAACUUUGUUUCAUUUUUUGUUCAAAGUUUAGUAAGGCCUAACUCAACUAGAUGGGGUAAUCAAUAUACAGUUACUUAUAGGCGACCUGGAUCUUCAAAUGGAACGGUGAGACCUCAACGUCGUUUUGGUGGAUUUGGUCCUAGUACAUCUGCUCCAGCUCCUCCGUCAACAUGUAGUAGCUGUAUGGGAUAAAUGUCUGUUAAUCUAUUAUAUAAUAUAUUAAUUCACAUAAUCUAAUUACUUUUAAUUAAUAAACCGAUAGAAAUUAUUCUAGUCUUA
Messenger RNA from Aphis gossypii (cotton aphid), 604 nucleotides. Its product is annotated as selenoprotein K-like. The coding region runs from base 242 to 517 and encodes 91 amino acids. NCBI's taxonomy places the organism in Eukaryota, Metazoa, Arthropoda, Insecta, Hemiptera, Aphididae. The record is from RefSeq and is a predicted model, not a curated record. The transcript is spliced from 4 exons.